GCUGGAGAUUGUGUUGGUUGGGGCUGCUACUGGCAGUCAGAAAGCUCUCCUAAGGAACGAUUCUAUUAUUUUGCUAACCCUGGAAAAGGUUCUUUCCUUCCCCACCAGAACAGAGAGUCUUUUCUCCGUGGGGCUAGGAGGGGAAUCUAGCGCUCCUCUCUAGCGGUUCCUUUAUCCCUUCCUUCCUGAAUCAUUAGUGCUGCUCGCCUUGAAAAUAAAAACCCACAUAGCUAAUGUAAAGCGAAACGCAUCAAAAAGGAAAAAGAGCUUGAACCUUGCAACCAGCCAUUGAGUCUUUCUCCAAACCCCGGCAAAAAUCCCUCUGAGGAGAACAUAAACUGGGGCAGCAUUGCACGCUUUUAAUUACAUAAAUUCCAGAGAGGGGGGUCCCCUCUCUUCAGCAAUAUCAAAAUGCAGAGGGGAGGAUAGUCCCAUGCGUUCACUCUCUAAUCUGGGAUGGUUUGCACUGCACGCCAUUCACUAGGAUUAAGAAAAAGUUUGUGGGUUUUUUUUUUAAAUCUUGUAAAACAAUAUUUUCAUUUUUAACUUUAACUUUAUGAGAUGUGGGGGGAGAGAGGGGGCGAGAAUAGAGAGCGAGGGACAGAACAUCCCUACAGGAGGAGCUCCCUUUCAGAUAGGAAUCUGGGACAGAUUUUGCCAACAGCCACAAAGCAUGGCCCUUUGGUAAUAGAAUAGCCAAUGUAAUUUGACACUUCAACUUGCUGUGCUCUCUGCUAGUUGAUUCACUUACUCACCCACUAACAUUGAGCUCCUUUUCACUGUCUGUAUAGGGGGGGAGCAGCAGAGAGAAACCGCUUUUAAAUGAAAAAUAGUUUAAAAGCACCUGAACAGAGCUGCCAAUCAGCUGGGGAAAGAGGAUUUUUGCUGCCUGCUUCCUUAUUAUAUUUGUUACUGCAAGCCUGCUGUGCAAUCUAGAGAGAGUGCGAGCAAUUUGCUCUACAAGAUCCAUUUGUCGUCAGAUUACACGUCUUGCCAGCAGUGUCCGACCAGUGACUUAAACCAGCCACAUAGUUUAUUCCUAAAUGCUGAACAGUGCAAAGGAAAAUGGAUCGUGUUAUGUGAAGGCACUGAGAAAAUAGUCAUCAGAUCCUGAGAGGAAGAAGGCCCUUGUGGAACUCGGAUUGAGGGAUUUUAAUGGCUUUCAGGUAGAAGCCAAGUGGAGAUAAUCAAAAUGAAUUCUAUGGACAGGCACAUACAGCAGACCAAUGACCGGCUGCAGUGCAUAAAACAGCACUUACAGAAUCCUGCAAACUUCCAUAAUGCAGCUACAGAGCUCCUGGACUGGUGUGGAGACCCGAGAGCUUUCCAGAGACCUUUUGAGCAGAGUCUGAUGGGCUGUUUGACGGUUGUUAGUCGAGUGGCAGCACAGCAAGGAUUUGACUUGGAUCUUGGAUACAGGCUACUGGCCGUAUGUGCAGCCAACAGGGACAAAUUCACUCCAAAAUCAGCUGCGCUGCUUUCGUCGUGGUGUGAGGAAUUGGGACGACUCUUGCUGCUUCGUCACCAGAAAAGCCGGCAAAACGAUCCUCCCGGGAAGCUACCCAUGCAACCCCCCAUGAACUCUAUGAGCUCCAUGAAACCCACACUCUCUCAUAGUGAUGGAUCUUUCCCCUAUGACUCUGUUCCUUGGCAGCAAAACACCAACCAACCACCAGGUUCUUUAUCAGUGGUCACUACAGUAUGGGGUGUGACUAAUACCUCCCAAAGCCAGGUGCUGGGAAACCCAAUGGCAAAUGCCAAUAACCCUAUGAACCCAGCAGGAAACCCCAUGGCUUCUGGGAUGACUACAAGCAACCCUGGCAUUAAUUCCCCUCAGUUUGCUGGGCAGCAGCAGCAGUUUUCAGCCAAGGCAGGCUCCGCGCAACCUUAUAUGCAGCAGGGCAUGUACGGGAGACCCAACUAUCCUGGAAGUGGAGGCUUUGGUGGGAGUUACCCUGGUGGCCCAAAUACUCCUGCGGGAAUGGGGAUCCCUCCACACACGAGGCCGCCUGCAGAUUUCACUCAGCCGGCUGCAGCUGCCGCUGCAGCUGCAGUUGCAGCUGCUGCCGCCACAGCAACAGCUACAGCCACAGCCACUGUAGCAGCCCUUCAGGAAACCCAGAACAAGGACAUGAACCAGUAUGGACCGGUUUGUUCCUCUUUCCAGAUGGGUCCAACUCAGGCUUACAACAGCCAGUUCAUGAAUCAACCUGGCCCUCGCGGCCCUGCUUCUAUGCCAGGCAGCAUGAACCCAGCGACCAUGGGAGCCGGAAUGACGCCUUCCAGCAUGAGCGGGCCACCUAUGGGUAUGAGCCAGCCGAGGCCCCCUGGGAUAAGCCCCUUCAGCAGCCAUGGGCAGAGGAUGCCGCAGCAAGCUUACGCAGGUCCACGCCCCCAGUCCUUGCCUAUACAGGGCAUGAAGAGACCAUACCCAGGAGAGCCAAAUUAUGGAAACCAGCAGUAUGGACCAAAUAGCCAGUUUCCUACCCAGCCUGGUCAGUAUCCAACUCCCAACCCUCCAAGACCUCUUACAUCUCCUAAUUAUCCUGGACAGAGGAUGCCUACCCAGCAAAAUACGGGGCAGUACCCACCUCCAACAGUCAACAUGGGACAGUAUUACAAGCCAUCAAGGCCUGUACCUGUGGCAAAUUACCCUCACUCACCGGUUCCAGGAAACCCCACACCACCCAUGACUCCAGGGAGCAGUAUUCCACCAUACCUGUCACCUAACCAGGAUGUCAAACCACCAUUCCCACCUGACAUUAAGCCAAAUAUCAAUGCUUUACCACCACCGCCAAAUGCUAAAGGGAAAGUUCACACUUUCUCUCCCUCUUCGAUCCCAGCCAACCACAACGAUGAGCUGCGUCUGACGUUCCCUGUGAGAGAUGGGGUGGUGUUGGAGCCCUUUCGGCUGGAGCACAACCUGGCAGUCAGUAACCAUGUCUUUCACCUACGGCCAACCGUCCAUCAGACGCUGAUGUGGAGGUCUGACUUGGAGCUGCAGUUCAAGUGCUACCACCACGAAGACAGACAAAUGAAUACAAACUGGCCAGCAUCAGUCCAGGUCAGCGUUAAUGCAACCCCUCUUACCAUUGAACGUGGCGACAACAAGACAUCUCACAAACCUCUGCACCUAAAGCACGUCUGUCAGCCGGGAAGAAACACAAUUCAAAUUACAGUCACAGCAUGUUGUUGUUCACACUUGUUCGUGUUGCAGUUAGUGCACCGGCCAUCAGUUCGUUCUGUGCUUCAAGGCUUGCUAAAGAAACGUCUUCUCCCCGCGGAACAUUGUAUCACUAAGAUCAAGAGGAACUUCAGCAGCGUGGCAGCCUCCUCUGGCAACGCAACACUAAACGGUGAGGAUGGAGUGGAGCAGACAGCUAUUAAAGUGUCUCUGAAAUGUCCAAUCACAUUCCGGCGAAUCCAGCUCCCAGCGAGAGGCCAUGAUUGCAAGCAUGUACAAUGCUUUGAUCUGGAAUCUUACUUGCAACUGAACUGUGAACGAGGAACUUGGAGAUGUCCUGUAUGCAAUAAAACUGCUCUACUGGAGGGCUUGGAGGUCGACCAGUAUAUGUGGGGUAUUCUGAACGCUAUACAAAACUCUGAGUUUGAAGAAGUUACAAUUGACCCAACAUGCAGUUGGAGGCCAGUCCCUAUAAAGUCAGAUAUUCACAUCAAAGAUGAUCCAGAUGGCAUUCCUUCCAAGAGAUUUAAAACCAUGAGUCCCAGCCAGAUGAUCAUGCCAAAUGUGAUGGAGAUGAUUGCAGCUUUGGGUCCUGGCCCGUCACCUUACCCAUCCCUUCCACCUCCACCAGGGGGCAAUAACUCCACUGAGUAUGGUAACCAAGGCAACAGUUACCAAGGUCAUGGCAAUUUUGAUUUCCCUCAUGGGAAUCCUGGUGGAACUUCUAUGAAUGACUUCAUGCAUGGGCCACAGCUGUCUCACCCUCCAGACAUGCCCAGCAGCAUGGCAGCUCUUGACAAACCCCUCAGCCACCCCAUGCAAGAAUCAAUCCCUCAUCCUGGCAGCACUGAUCAAUCCCAUAGUUCCAUGCAGCAAGGUUUGCACGUACCUCACCCCAGCAGCCAGUCAGGGCAGCCAUUACAUCACAGUGGUCCUCCUACCCAGCAGUCCCGGCAGCCGCCACAGGCCGCUUCUAGCAACCAUCCACACAGUGACCUGACUUUUAACCCCUCCUCAGCCUUAGAAGGUCAGGCUGGUGGACAGGGAGCAUCUGACAUGCCGGAGCCCUCACUGGAUCUGCUUCCAGAACUCACAAAUCCAGAUGAGCUGCUUUCAUACCUAGAUCCUCCCGACCUGCCAAGCAAUAGCAAUGACGACCUUCUCUCUCUCUUUGAGAACAACUGAAACCCUAUGUAUUUUCCCCAUGCCCUCACUUGUCCACACAUGGGUAGCUGCACAAAGAAGAAUCUUCACACUCCCACAGAAAAACCAACAAACUCAGACUUGAUCAAAUGGUGCACUCCCUGCUUUCUUCAUCUCAGAACUUGUUUUGUCAGCUUCACUGACUGUGAAAGCAAUGGGAGGGGGAAAAAAGAAAGAAAUGCAGUGAUCUCACAACGAAGCAUAGACAAUAGUGCAGCUAAUGGAAACCCCAUUCAUUGUUAAUCUAUAGAGAGAGAGUUCUGUGAUACAUAUAGUGUGAAGUAUACUGGCAAGAACCAAUCUUGGCAAGGAAACAAAAGGCAAAAGAAUGGAACUAUCCUAAUUGACCGGUCUCAGAAUGUCCUUCCAACGAGUGUUCUUCCAUUUUUUUGAAACCCUUCCCCCACUUUCCCUCCUUCCCCCCUCAACUGCAGAUUUGUGUUGGACAAAUUGUAUUGACCACACACAUAAAGGAAAACAAACAUCUUAACCACCAAAAAGCACAAAUAAUACAAUAAAAAUCAAAAGUCUGGAAGAAAUGAAUCAAAGGGAGACAUCUGCAUAACUAAUAUUUGUCUUCAGUAGAGGAGCCCUGAGAAUCUCCAGGCUGCAGACAGUGUGUGUUUGUGUUUAUAAAGCGUAGGAAUCUGCGACACCUGUUUGCAAGGGAUCCCUCUGCUUAGACACACAGACUCGGAAAAAAACCUUUAAAUUUGUUUUGGGGUUUUUUGUGGGGGUUUUGGUUUCCAAUCACUACCAUUAGUGACUGUGUUGUUAUCCAAUUGUUGACAUGAUUAUUUUUAUCCCAUAUAUCCAUUCAAAGCAGAAGAAGAGCGGGGAGGGAGUGUAAAAAGUUUUCUAUCUCCCAGAGCCUUUAGUGUGUUCCGUCUCUGUGUCAUUAGAUCCUCUGUACUGCACAGCUAGCAGGACAAGCUGGAUGAAGGCAGGGAAGAGCUUACUGCAUGAUGGGGAGAGUGACAUCACUCUUGGCAUUUUUUUUUAAGAGCUUGAAAGGAGCAUUGAAAUUGGACAGACACCUUAGAGCUUCUCUUUUGUUUUGCUUUGUGUUUUGUUUACAAGACUGUUACAAGUAAUUAAGCCUUUUUCCGCCCUGUUUUUUUUAAUUCUUUAGCAGCCCAGGAUGUUUUAUUUUUCAAGAAGGAUGGGCAUGGGAAGAAUAAGUAAUUGUUGGUAGGUUACUACUGCCCUCAACAGACCCUGCUGCCACAAUCACUGUCUUGCCCUUGUGAUCUGUGCUUCUCGUGUGGUUGCUUCUCCUGCAUGAGCUUCCUAUUGCUUCGGUGCCCAUUUUUGUGCGCGCGCUCUCAUAAAUUAUGUACAGUAGCCGUGUAAAAAGUGCAUGUGUGCCAACUUUGCCCUCGUGGUGCGACAUUUCAGCUUUUGCCUACUGUACAGUUAUUGCUUUCUUUAUUACAAAAGCAAAUUUGACCACCACCACCCCAUCCCACAUCCCAUCAAAUAGUCCUUUAGUUGUUCUGAACAAUAUGUUUUAAACUUAACUGCCAGAUGGAAUUUUGUUAGGAUAUUUUUUUGUCCGUUUGAAUAUGUAAUCUCUCACUCUCCCUCUCUCCCGCUCCCCCCCUCCCCAUUUCUCUUUUUAGUUUGCAACGCUGUAAAUGGCAUGACACAUGCUUACAGUUCUAGAUUUGCUUUCCUCACCAAAGUCAAUAUUUGUAAAUUCUUUGCGUAUUUUUGUUAACAUUUCCCACUACUGCUGUACAUGCAUCGUGAUAUAUAUAUAUGCUAGUCCGCAGCACCUUGCUGUAGAUAUUAAAGGAAAUGGCGGUUUAGUUCUUUUAUUUUCCAAUAGGCGUAUUGAAUUUGUCAAACAUUUUAUGUAGAGGUGUUCCCACGCUUAUAUUUUUCCUGUUUUAUGGUUUUUUUUAAAAGGCGCUGUUCAUUAUGCAAAAUCAAUUAUUUUAAGAAUUGCUAUUGUAAAUAUCUGUGUGAAUAUUUUAGGAUCGUCUUUGAUUAUAUUCAACAUUUUCAUCAUCUGGUUAUCCUUUUGCUGGUGUUUUUAAAUACCUUGUCUGGGGGGG
Messenger RNA from Dermochelys coriacea (leatherback sea turtle), 6447 nucleotides. RefSeq names its product zinc finger MIZ-type containing 1 (gene ZMIZ1). The coding region runs from base 1193 to 4369 and encodes 1058 amino acids. The record is from RefSeq and is a predicted model, not a curated record. Gene Ontology annotation, biological process: protein sumoylation; regulation of transcription by RNA polymerase II. Gene Ontology annotation, molecular function: SUMO ligase activity; zinc ion binding. NCBI's taxonomy places the organism in Eukaryota, Metazoa, Chordata, Testudines, Dermochelyidae. The transcript is spliced from 23 exons.